Molecule: messenger RNA, 552 nt
Organism: Dracunculus medinensis (Guinea worm)
Lineage: Eukaryota; Metazoa; Nematoda; Chromadorea; Rhabditida; Dracunculidae
Source: the annotation of a GenBank genome assembly
AUGGCUUCAAUGAUAAAAGGCGAUCCACAUGAAGUAGAACACGUAGAAGAUGAUCGAUUUCGCGGUGAAGGUAAAAUUAUUGAUGAAGAGGAUCGAGAAGAACAUUUCGUUAAGCCAUUACAUACGUAUUAUUGCCACUGUGGCCAGAUGGCAAUGAUCAGUGAUACCGUUAUAAUACGCAUGCCAUUAAGAAAAAGAGAUCAAGCUAGAGUCAUUGAUCCUGCUCGCACUGUUGCCAAAACUUUUUGUGAGAAUGGAGACACUGUUUAUGUUCGAAGACCAGAAGGUUUAGAACAACAGUAUCGUAAAAACUGUCGUAAAUGUGCCACUCCACUUUUUUAUCAACAUCCCUUCAAUUUAAAAGUUGUUUUCAUAUUUGAUAAUGCUCUUCGAUCUGCACAGCAAGUCGGUGGAUUAAAAUUUGCUAAUGAAGAACAGCCUGUUAAGAAAGUGAUAAUGACAAAACAUGUCAAAAAUCAAGGGAAAGUUGGUUCAGUAACUGUUUCUACUAUUGAAGAAGCGGAGGACGAAAUUGAAGCUGUACGGUGUUAA